AUGGCCAAUGCUUAUACACACAAGCAAAUCUCAAAAAGGAUGCUGAUACCAGUAAAAGCCUGGAAGCUAGCCAAAUUGAGAGGCUGGCAAACUGCUGGGCAGGAAAACCAACAGCAGGAGGCUGGGACCCUUGGAGACGGUGACUGGUUUGUGUUUGACACGUUGAUAUCUUGGUUCCCGAGGACUGAAUCCAGGGCUUUAGGAAGCCAAAGAUGCUGCCAGACACUUGAGCAACAUAUCGAAGGGCGCCUAGUUGGAGAAGCAAGUUAUAAUGUUAUAGCCUUAUCUCUGAACCACGCUCACAUCAUAGAGAUGGAGAAUCAGGAUCAUGUCUCUGCCGCCACAGCAGCCACGAUUCCAGUCUCCUCUGCCAUGCCCUCAUGCCCUCCUCUCUGGCUGCUGCCUCUGGUCCUCUUCCUGCCCCUGGGUUCAACUUGCCCCGAAGGCUGUGCCUGUAAGGACACCCACACCAUAGACUGCAGGGACUUGGGACUCUCCGACCUGCCCACUGGGGCUUUCCCUCUGGUUAUCAGGAAGAUUCUGUUAAGCAACAACCAAAUCCAGGAGAUCCCGACUGAUUUCUUCAUGUACUACGGAGACCUGGUGUACCUGGACCUCAGCAAUAAUUCCCUCUCCUCCAUCGCUAAAGGGACCUUCAGCACCACCAAGCUAAUCUAUUUAGACUUGAGGCACAACAACUUCUCCCAGUUGAGCUCGGGGACGUUCAGCUCAGCGCACAGGCUGAUUAUGUUACGCCUGGGCAACAACCCGCACCUGGGGCAGGUAGACGAGGAAGCUUUCCAGAGUUUGGACCUCCUCCAGGUUCUGGAGCUCAACGACAACGCGCUGGAGGCCCUGAGUGUCACGACCCUCAGCUCCUUACCGUCCCUUCGCACUGUGAGGCUGGAGGGCAAUCCCUGGCUCUGCAACUGUACAUUCGCUAACCUCUUCCUCUGGCUCAGGGACAACGCCGAUAUUCUUCCUGCAGGCUUUGCUGCCAUCCAGUGUUCCUUGCCCAGGGAUAUGAGGAAGAUUACACUCAGCGAGUUAUCUGACAACAGCUUCAUUGAGUGCGAAUUCUCACUGACUCUGACAGACUACCUGAUUAUCUUUUUCUCUGGGGUUUGUGUCUCCAUCACUGCCAUUACAACAAGCUUCUUCUUGGCCAAUAUUGUUCAGUGCUUCCAGAGACUGGGAUUAUUCAAGGAAAGCGAUGAUGAUGAUGAUGAAGAGGAUAACUAAUAGCAAGGAGCAGACACCAAAUGAACAUUCAUUUUUUCCUAAAUUUUUCAUUUGCAAGGAAGAAGUGUUUUUACUUAAAUAUGA
Messenger RNA from Carcharodon carcharias (great white shark), 1326 nucleotides. RefSeq names its product leucine-rich repeat-containing protein 38-like. The record is from RefSeq and is a predicted model, not a curated record. Gene Ontology annotation, cellular component: voltage-gated potassium channel complex. The transcript has 6 exons. Gene Ontology annotation, molecular function: voltage-gated potassium channel activity; potassium channel activator activity; transmembrane transporter binding. Lineage: Eukaryota; Metazoa; Chordata; Chondrichthyes; Lamniformes; Lamnidae. The coding region runs from base 1 to 1242 and encodes 413 amino acids.